AUGGUGAAAAAAAAAAAGAACAGUGGUCGUUCCAGUCGCUCUUCCACAUGCAAGACAAAAAGAGCUGACUCCCAGAUCGCAAGCAGCAAAGACCCGGCUCCUCUGGAGGCCCUGGCCCACUGUGAUGUCCCUGCCGUUCCUCCAGAGCUCCAGACCCCUGGCCAAGGUCAGCUGGGAUUCUCUGACCGGGUCUACCUGCUGGCAUCAGCCAUCUUCCAGAAUCACCACCUGGAAAAGUCUGCAGCUCACCGGCUGGUGAGUUAUGGCAAAGAGAGAGGGAUCCCUCUACCUGAAGUCAAAGAUGAGGAGAUGCAACAUUCUGCUUAUGAACUCGCCUUCAAUACGCUCAAAUAUCAAGAACUGCUGGAGGACAUCAUGAUUGACAGCUGCUUUCACCUCACUCAGCUAAUACCAGAUGAUCAGAUGGGCCUCGUUGCCGUCAUGCUGUUCGACUUCCAGGACAGGAAGUUCCUCCCGCGAGAACGGCAGAGGGAGGAGGAGGUCAUACAGGAAGUAAGAGAUGUGGACAACUACCUCCUCAGGUUGAAAACCAAGCUGGCCGCCUCUCUGGCACGAUGCAGGAUCAAACUCAAUCUCUUGUCCAUUGAGUGUUUCCUUCCGGAGAGCGUGAAGAUGAAGCAGCAGCGAUCAAGCAGCCUUCCGCUUUAUACAUGGGUCAACACGCUGAAGAGCAGUGUUGAAGAGGUCCGAACUGAGCUGGAGAGUUUGGGCCUCUCACAGGUGGAGUCUAUCGGACGGCUGGAGGGCCAGAGCUUCUGCAGGGAUCCCCACUGUGCCGAUGGGCUGGUGUUCCCUGCUCAGCUGAGACCUCGGCUGUAUUCCACCCAGCUGCGUCGCGACCACAAACUCGUCAUCCAGGAUAAGUCCUGCUGCCUGGGCCCAAAUGCAGCGUGCUCCGUGUUACCAGAGGAAGGGGAUGUUCUCAUGGCCGGCUGCUUCUCGGGCCUCACUGUCUCCCACACUGCUUCCCUUAUUGCUGAGAAACACAAAGCCAACAACAGCAACAAACAGCCAACAGUAUACGUUUGUGUCAGCGAUCGCACUGACGCUCAGAGGGAGGAUCUGCAGCGGAUCGUCUCCGCCAUGGGCUGCAAAAACGUAAAGCUGAUGCCAGUGAUCUUCCAGUCUGUGGACGGUGCCGACAAGCAGCUGCAGAAUGUACGAGUCGUCCUGUUGACUCCCAGGUGUUCUGUGUCUGCAGUCAACAACCCCAUCGAAAUCAUACUUCAAGAGAAUAGAGACACAGACCUGCUGCAGGACUUGUCCCACGGCUCCAUCGCCCCAAGCAAACUCAAAGCUCUGGUAGCAAAGCAGAGGGAGGAUAUUGGUCAUGCCCUGAAGUUCCCCAAGGUUUUAGCAGUGGUAUACUCUACCUGUUCUUCAUACCCAGCGGAAAAUGAGGAGGUGGUGAGAGGAGCCCUCGAGGAAGCCAAGGCCCACUCUGAGCAGUCGGGGAAACCAAAGCAAGUAAACUUCAGACUCAGUCCAAUCCCGUUCAGCUCUCCUGACAAUCCCGACAGUCCAGAGCAGAAAGACCCCUUCUUCACGCUGGAGGUCUCAGAUCAGAGUAACGGCUGCUUCCUGGCUCUUCUUACCAGAGAGCCCGAGCCGGUGGUCAAGGAGGCACCGCAGGAAGUGCUGGCCAGGGCAAAAGCCAAAGGCAUACUGGACAGGAUCGGCUCCAACCAGCCAACCAGUAAAGAGCGUCGCAGAAACACCUGCAGGACGACAAAAGCAGUCCAUGCACCCACCUCUCAGCCCCGCCCCCUUUCUGUCAAUGUUCCGUCCAAAAACCAGGGCACCAAGGGAAUCAGCCGCACGGCACUGAGUGGACCUCAGGAAUUAACGAACAGACGGCAGGCAUCACAAGUAAAACCCAAAGCUCUGCGCCUGCAAACCCUGAAGAAUGCUGUGUCCAGCCCGUUCUCCUCCUCAAACCAAGACGGCUCCGGCUCGUCCACCUGCAAACCAGAGGACAGGACACCCACUAAAAGCACAAACUCUGCAUUCAACACUACACCCAGCACCCUGCAUCCCGCCCCUCCUCCUUCUGCCCCUAUUGCCCGUCCUCGCAGGGCUCAUCAGGAGGUUCUGAAGCCCGUGCUGUUCGUUCUGCCACCGGUUCACUUCCCCAACUGUGUCCCGCACCAGACCAGCCGAACUGGAUUGAGCCCCAGCUUCAGCUUCAACAGGUGGAGGACGCCGGCUCCAAUUCUGCCCCUCUCCCGCUCUGAUGGGGGGUUCUCAAAGGACAUAAUGGCCAAAUCUGUGUUCAACACUCUUUACUACCGAGACCCUUAA
Molecule: messenger RNA, 2322 nt
Organism: Limanda limanda (common dab)
Lineage: Eukaryota; Metazoa; Chordata; Actinopteri; Pleuronectiformes; Pleuronectidae
Product: putative methyltransferase NSUN7
Exons: 13
Coding region: 1-2322 (773 amino acids)
Molecular function (GO): methyltransferase activity
Source: RefSeq, a predicted model, not a curated record